Messenger RNA from Aphanomyces astaci, 225 nucleotides. RefSeq lists its product as hypothetical. Bases 1 to 225 code for a protein of 74 amino acids. The transcript has a single exon. Lineage: Eukaryota; Oomycota; Saprolegniomycetes; Saprolegniales; Verrucalvaceae. The record is from RefSeq and is a predicted model, not a curated record.
AUGGGAAACAACACAGUACUCUUCGUAUGGGGUGUUCCCAGAUUACGUGAGUUCAAAAAGCCCACCCUGAAUAUUGAAAUUGUCGGCGAUUACUUGAUCGCGGAAGCGUCGACCAUCCAGACGCGUGGCCUCGAAGUGUACAAAGGCAUCAACCAAUUCGCCAAAGAGACCACCGUAUUCAACGGUGGAGAGAUCACCCCCAACAAGCCGUCGUGUGGCGAUUAG